Sarcophilus harrisii (Tasmanian devil) is the source of this 4502-nucleotide messenger RNA. RefSeq names its product forkhead box L2 (gene FOXL2). Gene Ontology annotation, biological process: anatomical structure morphogenesis; cell differentiation; regulation of transcription by RNA polymerase II. Bases 694 to 1839 code for a protein of 381 amino acids. Lineage: Eukaryota; Metazoa; Chordata; Mammalia; Dasyuromorphia; Dasyuridae. Gene Ontology annotation, molecular function: DNA-binding transcription factor activity, RNA polymerase II-specific; RNA polymerase II cis-regulatory region sequence-specific DNA binding. The transcript has a single exon. The record is from RefSeq and is a predicted model, not a curated record.
GUGUCGCUAUGUUGGGAGAUGGAAGGGGGUGGGGGUAGAGAGCCAAGCCAUCGGCUAUUAGGUUUGGGAAAACUCGGGAUCCUCAGUAUAAUCGCUAUUUCUAAACCAGGUGGGUGCAUUAUAUUAUAUCAAAUGUGACUUAGAAAUGAACUCGACCGUGCGCAGCUGGCUGCCCCGCUAUAGGGGCUAGAGCUCCUGACGAAAGCGGAACUAGUCGGGGCCCAUACAAAUCAGAAAAGAGAGAGGAUCCUCGCGCAGUAGGAGACUCGAAGAGGCAGCUUUAGGCAGACAAGGAGACAAGAAAAUCCACUUUAGGCGGAGACUAGUUAGGACGGGGUGGGGCGUGGGGGGGAACGAAGCCCCUCUCUAUCCAACUGGCUCCCCCCCAUGCCCAGAGGCUGAGCUCAACUCUAGAUUACGGCUCACGAGGAACGGAAAGGAAAGGGCAAGAAGAGAGAGAAAGAGAGGGAGAGGAAGAAAAGUAGCAAAGUAAAGAGAGAGGAGAGUCCCAGCAUCCCAGAGGGAUUGGAGACGCUUUUCGGAAACUUUGCUAAGACUGUCUCUCGGCCAGGCCUUCGCUUCCUUUCCCUGGCGCCCCCACUGGCCCCUCUCCCAGCUGGGGAACCUCGGCAGAGGACGCUGUAGUCCGCAGCGGGGUAGGAGAAGAGAGGCGGGCCGCUUCAUCUUGUCACGAUGGCCAGCUACCCGGAGACUGAGGACGAUACGGGGACCCUACUGGCCCCGGAGCCAGCCACUGGCCGCCCAGGAAAAGAUUCCGAAUCCCGGGGGCCCCGAGACUGCAAGGAAGAGUUGAGCCCAGAGAAAAGCGGUGGAGGCGGAGGGGUCCCAGAGAAGCCAGACCCUUCACAGAAGCCCCCUUAUUCGUACGUGGCGCUGAUCGCUAUGGCCAUCCGCGAGAGCGCGGAGAAGCGGCUCACGCUGUCCGGCAUCUACCAAUACAUCAUCGGCAAAUUUCCCUUCUACGAGAAGAACAAGAAGGGCUGGCAGAACAGCAUCCGCCACAACCUGAGCCUCAACGAAUGCUUCAUCAAGGUGCCGCGCGAAGGCGGCGGCGAGAGGAAGGGCAACUACUGGACGCUGGACCCGGCCUGCGAGGACAUGUUCGAGAAGGGCAAUUACCGCCGGCGGCGGCGCAUGAAGCGGCCCUUCCGCCCACCGCCCGCCCACUUCCAGCCCGGCAAGGGCCUCUUCGGUCCCGGCGGGGCAGGAGGCGGCGGAGCCGGCGGCAGUGAUGGAUACGGCUAUCUGGCGCCUCCUAAGUACCUGCAGUCCGGCUUCCUCAACAACUCGUGGCCCUUGACCCAGCCGCCCUCGCCCAUGCCCUACGCGUCCUGCCAGAUGGCAGCGGCGGCGGCGGCGGCAGCAGCGGCGGCGGCGGCGGCGGCGGCCGGCCCUGGCAGUCCGGGAGGGGUAAAGGGGCUCCCCGGGGCCCCGGCCUCCUACGGGCCCUAUUCCCGGGUGCAGGGCAUGGCGCUACCCGGUGUGGUGAACUCUUACAAUGGCAUGGCGGGUCACCAUCCAGCGCCUCACCCCCACCCUCACGCGCACCAUCCCCACGCCCACCACCUGCACCCAGCUGCGGCCGCGGCUCACCACCCACCUCACCACCCGGCCGCAGCACCCCCGGCCCAGCUCAGCCCCGCCAGUCCCACCGCCGCUGCGCCCCCGGCUCCAGCGCCAGCACAGGCCAAUGCAACUGGUCCCCCGCCUGGCCUCCAGUUUGCCUGCGCCCGCCAGCCUGACUUAUCCAUGAUGCACUGCUCCUAUUGGGACCACGAUAGCAAACACAGCGCCCUGCACUCACGGAUAGACAUCUGAGGGAGGGACAGAGGAGGGCAGGAAGAAAAGAAAGGAGAAAGCAGAGCCAGCAGCCGAGAUACCAAGCAUCGGCGCCAGAAACAGUGUCCCAUUUCCAUCCGCUGGCCAAAAAGUCCAGGCAUCCAAACCAAACUUCAGAAACGGACUGCAAGACAUUUCCUUGCUGUUUCUGCCCUCUUUCUUCAGCUUCGAUCUUUCUUUACUCUACUUUCUUCCUCUCUUCUUUUCUCGCUCUUUCUCCUCUUCCAUCUCCCUUCUCUUCUCCCUGUUGCUUUGUCUCCCUCUUGCUCCCUUCUCGGUUUCUUUCCGUUUUCUCCCUCAAUCUUUGGCCUCAGGCUGUUGCUAAAUGUUCCUCAAUCUCACUCGUCCAGCCUUUAAAAACCCCCUCCUCUCACUUCUCUUCUUUCCAAACUGGAUGAACUGUGCCAAAAUUUUUGCAGAGGAAAAAAAAUAUCAGUCCCAAUGUCCCAGCCAGUCCCAACCCUGUUCCACAUCGUUUAUCUGGAGUCAAUGUGUAACCCCGGGGGCUCCGGCUACACCACAUCUUACAGGUCUGUGAGCUGAUGGCAUUUUGAUUGUAAUUGCAAUGUGAACUCUAAUUCUGACAUAGUCGCCCCCCUACUUUAAAAAAUCUAUGAAAGGGGAGGUAGUUUUCUAUUUGAAACCUUCCUACAAAGAAUGUUAUUGAUGAAGGGUUGGGGGAGGACAGCGGAAAGAUGGGAGAUGAGAGUUUUCCCUGAGGGGAGGGGAAAGAGUGAAUAAUGUGUUGCGAGAAUCACCUGUCCUGGGCAUCAGACUUCCUACUUUGUUUUUAGUCUUAAAACCCAUCUUUCAGAGAGGUUGCACUUCUAUACUCUUCCCCAAUAAUAUAGAUAGUGCAUUUCCUGACGAGGAGGGAUUUGCUUGAGCUCUGUUUCAGAAAGUAAUGUUACAUUUCUUUAAAUAACAAAAUAAAGCAAAGCCCUGCGGAGAAACCAGUGAAAUGUUGUUGCCUUGAGGGGCAAGUUGCUGCUAGAAUGUAAAAUGAAACGCAAAUUUAUUUUUUUAAAGCCUAUUCAGGAAGUAUAUCAGAAUUAUUUUAUUUGGGCCUUUAAAAUUGUUCUCCCAGCUGCAAAGGGAAAAUGCUUUGUAAAAGAUGGAAUUGGAGUAUGGUUCUCUUUAGCUCUUCUAACUGAGAAAGUCCAAUUUCACUUGAUCUUUUCAAGACCUCCCCAUAUAUAUUGUUUUCUGGUAGCUGGCUGUCAAUCAGUCAUUCUCCCAUCCCUCUUUUUUUUUUUUUUUUUUUUUUUUUUUUAAGAAAAAUAAUUAUUUUUCGGCUGCGGAUCUACGACCUCGUCUAAAAUAAUGUGAAACCCAGAAGCGUAGAUACCGGGGCGAAUUUCCAAUGAUUUUAUAAAUAUGUAAGCCCAUAGCUAUUGUUGUGUAGUGUUUUGUGGGGACCAACUUUUCUAGAGUCAACUAUAGCACUUUUAAUGUAUUUUCUAGUAUUGUAAAUUCUCGAAUAAAAUGUUUUCCUUUCUUUUUAACGAGGCUUCAUAUUAUUUCGAUGCCGAACUAGUUUUGGUAAAUCUAAAAGGGGUUGGGGGGAGGACACGGAGAUAAUUCAACUACACAUUUUGCUCUUAAUAGGAGCGCUCAAAGUGGUGAUUGAGGACAAUCUGGAGCUUUCGGUAAUGUGAUUAUUUUCUUACGGUUUAAGAUCAUUUUCAUUCUUGUUGGUUCUGACAGCUUCAGAGAGAGUUCUAAUAUACUGCCCAUUUUCAAGUUUUCUUCCAAGAUCUAAAUGUAUUUUUAUAGUUUAACAGAAACGUGAGUUUUACAAUUUGAAUAAUUGACUGUGUGUGAGUCGUGUGUGCGUAGCAAUGCAAAUACGCUGUUUUCUAAUAUGUCCAUACUUUUAUGUGUCUAUAGCUACCACACACCACCAGCAUAUCUCCCAACUUUAUUGAAAGUCAACCACAUAAUUCAUUAUUCUCAAAACCAAAGAAUGGUAGAACUGGGGGAGAUAUCUUUAAAAGAGAGAUCAAUUUAAAUCCAACACCUUGAUUUUAAAAAGAAGGAAACUAAAGUCCUUUGGGGUGAAGUGACAACAGUCCGCAUGCCCAAAGCAGAUCGGUGCCAAUUUAUAGUAUUUGACAGUUCCUUAGAUCGUCAGUGAUUUGUUUUAGAAUCCUUUAAGCCAAGAGCACUUAUUAAAUAGCUGAAGAAACAAUGUUUUUCUUUCUUUCUUUUUCUGAUACCUGUACAAUAAUGAAUAAAUAGCAGUGCUUUCAUACAAGUAACCAGGCAUUUGAAUUGUUUCCAAAAUUGUGAGCUCAGAAGUGGAUUAAGGGUGGGUUGCCUUUCAUUACUUUAAUGGGAUUACAGGUAUCAUUCUAAACCAUUUGCCCUUGGUGAUGAUGCAGCUGUGACCUGUUUCUGUUAGUUGAGCUUCCCCCCACCUCCAUUCAUUUAUUAAUAUAAACCUGUCCCUCCCCUCACCACUUCCUCAGCUCGCAGCUAUCUAGAGAUAGAGAUACCAAGUUGGAUCUUUAAACUAGGAGAGAAUGGAUCACAUGGGAAAGUGGAAAUAGGCAAAUUGGUUUUCUGAGCUCAUCUAGAGCCCGGGAGAGAGUUGAGGCUCCUCUAGAUUCAUUCUGGAGAUGUAAUCUUUUUUUUCCAGC